This is a messenger RNA of Closterium sp. Naga37s-1, 1212 nucleotides long. The record is from the annotation of a GenBank genome assembly. NCBI's taxonomy places the organism in Eukaryota, Viridiplantae, Streptophyta, Zygnematophyceae, Desmidiales, Closteriaceae.
AUGGCGGCUGUUGCGUCGUCAGCCCUUCGCCUGCCGCUGUCUGCGCUUCGCGCCGCCUCCGUCCCGGUCAAAAUUCUUGCUGAGCACCGCUCUUCGCGUUCGCCUGAUUUUCUUAUUACUUUUGCUACCGCCUCUGAACCCUGCAGUCUCCAGCAGUUUCGAUCGCCCACUAAGAGCGUGUGUAACUCGACGGUCUCACCAGCUCCGAGAUUCGCGAGAACUGCGAGAUUUGCGAACUUCGCGAGUGGCGACCGGGUGACCGUCGACGCAAACAAGUUCCUCUUCCAACAAUCUUCGCUGCCACAGCAGCACCGGCCUGCCGCCAGUCGUCGCUCGUUCGUUACACAAGCCGCCACGUCAGCAGAUCCCGCCACGUCAGCGGAUUCCACCACGUCAGCAGCAGCGCCCGUUAUGGUGCAGACGACGCUUCAGGUGUCGAGCGCGGACGGCGCUUUCAAGCGGACGCCCUCCGCCUUCCGCAGCCUUAUUACCGCGGAUGGGUCCAGCGGAUUCCCCGCCGUCGCUGCCAGGUACCACCUGUACGUGAGCUACGCCUGCCCCUGGGCGUGCCGCUGCCUCAUGGCGCUCAAGCUCAAAGGGCUCGAGGACGCCAUCUCCGUUACUAUAGUAGAGCCGGUGUGGCGUCGCACGAGGGAGGGCGACGACCACAUUGGAUGGCCCUUCGUGGCGCCAGGGGCCACGCCGGAGGUGGCAGGGGCGGAGAGCGACCCUCUCAACGGAGCUCUCUCCCUGAGGGACGUUUACGAGAAGGCAGACCCCGGUGCUGUCAAGUUCAGCGUGCCUGUGCUGUGGGACAAGGAGAGUGGCACCAUAGUGAACAACGAGAGCAGCGACAUCAUGCGAAUGCUCAACUCUGAAUUCAACGCCAUUGCCAAACAUCCCCAGGCAUUCAAGGAGCUAUUUGCUGCUCUGGAUCGCUGUGAGGACAUCCUUUCUCGCCAGCGCUUUAUCGCAGGAGAUGUUUUUACAGAGGCUGAUAUUCGGCUCUUUGUCACACUCAUUCGAUUCGAUGAGGUGUACGUGGUUCAUUACAAGUGUAACCGCAAUUCCAUCCGCGAAUUCCCCAACCUCUUCAACUACACCAAGGAAAUCUAUCAGCUGCCCGGAAUAGCCUCUACAGGUAUUGAUUACACUGCGCCGCACGAUAGGCACAGGCUGCCUGGUGUUGCUCUGCCUUGUGGAAAGGAGUGA